AUGGGUGAAGGAUCCACUCACACUCCCGCUCACCAUUAUGGAGACUACAAGUUCAAGACGUAUGCAGCCUUAGCCUUCCGAUACUUCCGAGAUCUCUUUGGCAUCCAACCGGAUGAUUUCCUGUUAUCAAUGUGCAAUGCACCUUUAAGAGAACUGAGCAACCCAGGUGCCAGUGGAAGCAUCUUUUACCUGACUGAGGAUGAUGAGUUCAUCAUCAAAACUGUACAGCACAAGGAGGGGGAGUUCCUCCAGAAACUUCUUCCUGGAUACUUUAUGAACUUGAAUCAAAAUCCUCGAACACUCUUGCCAAAGUUCUUUGGACUCUAUUGUUACCAAUGCAACUCAAAGAAUGUGCGUCUGGCGGUGAUGAACAACCUCCUUCCUUCUUCCAUCACCUACCACCAGAAGUACGACCUCAAAGGUUCAACCUACAAGCGUCGUGCAUCCAAGCAUGAGCGCAUCAAGGCUUCUCCCACCUUCAAAGACCUGGACUUCAUAGAACAUCACCCCGAGGGGCUCAUGCUGGAGGCUGACACCUACAAUGCACUUAUGAAAACCAUGCAGCGAGACUGUCGGGUUUUGGAGAGCUUCAAAAUCAUGGACUACAGUCUCCUGGUGGGGAUUCAUAACCUGGACCAGGCAGCCAAGGACCGAGCUUCACGUUCCAAGACUCUCAAUCAUUCCCAAGCCCCCCCUUUUGAUGGAGAGGUUGGGGGAGAUGGAGGGCCAUCAGGAGAUGCAAUGGAGCUGGUAUCUCCGCUCUCUCCACCUUAUACCUCGCUUCCUCCUGCGUUAGAGGGGGAAACACAUGAAAGACUCCCAUUGAACUUGGUGAGGUCCAAGUCCAUGAAUAGGCAGCGGUUGGUGGCCCACUCAACAGCCAUGGAGUCCAUCCAGGCAGAGUCAGAGCCCAUUGAUGAGGAUGAGAGCCUUCCGCCUGGUGGUAUUCCAGCCAGAAAUGCCAAGGGUGAGCGACUCCUUCUCUUUCUUGGUGUCAUCGACAUACUCCAAAGCUAUCGACUCAAGAAAAAGCUUGAACACACGUGGAAGGCCAUGAUUCAUGAUGGGGACUCAGUGUCUGUGCAUCGGCCCUCUUUCUACGCACAGAGAUUCCUGGACUUCAUGAGCAAAAAGGUUUUCAAGAAAAUCCCAUCCCCAUUGAAGCACUCACCAUCAAAGCGAAAGAAUAUGUCCCUACGGCAUUAUGCCCUUGCCAGCACCGACAGCGGCGAGGGUGGUCCCUCCGAUAUACCAACUAACUCAGAGAAGUGUCCAGGAAGUAACAUCCAGGCAGGAGGAGGAGGAGUGAUGUCACCUGUUGCUAAGACCUUCCCCCCCAUCCUACAGGACAGAGUUCCUCAAUCCCUGACCCAGUCCCAAUCAACCCAAAUGAAGGAUCCUACUUCUAUUCUCCCUUCCCAUACACACCAAACUGCCUCUGCCCUCAUAUCCCGAUCCAUGACCCCCAGCAGCAGUCGAGUCCCACCACCUGUCCCGCCUCGAUUCCCCAGAUCCUCGGCUCGAACUGUGAAUCGAGCAGAGACAUUGGGGCCAAGCAGCCCAAACAGACGGUUGGGACCUGAUUCAGGUUCUCCCAUCUUCAGGGGUCACACCCUUCAGCAUGUAUAUCAUGGAGAGCAAGGAGGAGGAAGAUUUGAAGGCUCCAAUGAGCCCAUCAGCAUAUCCCAAAUCCAGUUGGAAUCCAAGUGGGACUCAACAAGCACAACAAGCGGAAUCGGAAGCACUUUGCGCACAGUCACAUGGACUCCACCCCUCUCCACAGACACUCCCACCUGGACUGAGGGUACCCCCUCCUUCACUGAGUCCUCAUCUAGUGAAGGUGCUCCGACAACUCCACAUCGUCGAGGAGUUCGAUUGGAGCGGAAGAACGAAUGCGAGUUGGAAACCGAGGAAUACGGGGAAGAGGACGAGGAAAAGAGUGUGGGUCAGCGGGCGGCAUUAAUAGGCGUUUGUGUGACUGGAGGUGCAGGGAUUUUGAUUUCUAUUGUUGCCUGGCCUUUCGUUUCGCCUGCCUUUCGUCGACUCUGCCUUCCCUUCGUCCCUGCAACCAAUAGCCAAGUGCGGAACGUCCUGCUCGCUCUACAACACUAUCCUAAGAACUCUUCCGUUGUGGAUCUUGGUAGCGGAGACGGCAGACUGGUGAUUGAAGCAGCCAAGAAGGGCUACAAAGCGACAGGGAUCGAGUUGAAUCCAUGGCUAGUCCUCUAUUCACAGUUUUUGGCAUUGAAGCAUGGCAUCUCUAAGUCUCACUGCCAUUUCAAAAAGGGAGACUUGUGGAAGAGCAAUAUAGGAUUGUAUGAUGCUGUCAUCAUAUUUGGAGUGGAAGAAAUGAUGCCCCAGUUGGAGAAGAAGUUGGUUGAAGAGCUGAGAAAUGAUGGGAGCGUGAUUGCUUGCCGAUUCCCACUGCCAAAUUCAGUUCCUCUAAAAAUUGUUGGAUCUGGGAUUGAUGCAGUGUGGCUCUACUCUAAGAAGUCCUUGGGCAAAUCUCUCUCUUGAAUCUCAUUUCACUAACAAUUCUAGUCAUCUUGCUGUGAUCAGCAAAACCAAACACAGACAUGGUGCACAUCAAUGAUCUACCUGAAGAGGUGCUUCUCAAGAUCUUCUCCCACUUUUCGGUGCUGGAGCUUACCUUGCAAGUAGGUCAAGUGUGCAGCCUGUGGGAGAGACUGGUGGAGACCCCACAGCUGUACCAAGAGGUCUUCCUUGCAGGGCAGGAUGGCCUGGAUCUAAAGAUGAAGGCUGUGGCAGAUCAUAGUGUUGGCAUCAUCAAGACAUUGCACCUGAGGGAAAUGAGGAAUGUCCAUGGCUUCAUGGCAGUGUUUUCUCAGCAGAAGUGCCCAAAACUUCAAACAUUUGUAGCAUUUCGUUGCAGUGGAUUCACCAGUGCAACACUAGAGAUGUUGAUCAACUGUGCUCCUGACCUGGAGCACUUGGUCUUGUGGAAGCUGCUUUCAUGCCCUCUUGUCAUGGAUAGAAAAUUCCUUUUGGGGCGUUUACACAUGCUUGUGAGUUUGGAGCUGGCUCUGUCUCCAUUGGAUGACUUUGAUGAUGAUGCCCUGCGAAUUGUUGCUAAGAACUGCCCCAGAUUGCAGAACCUGAGGAUUGCCGAAACCGACCGACAGCCACCUUUGAUCACUGACAAGGGGCUGUGCUCUCUGUUUGCCAUUCGGGGGACUUCAUUGAGACGUCUUUGCCUCACUUGCCCGAAAAUCUCAGAUAAGUCCUUUUCUGUGAUCCCAAAUGCACAAAAUUUAGAAGUAUUGAUUGUCAUGGCUUCAAUGAAACUCAGCCAUACCAGCCUGGAUGGUAUCAAACGACUCCGUGCCCUGCAGUGCUUGUGCCUUUCUGUUCCCAAUGACUUUCGUUCGUUUCCGACUGUGUUUCUGGAUGAGAACUUUCCCGAUCUUCAAGUUCUCAGCGUGGAUUUGCGCCUUGUUUACCUUCCAGACAGCAGUGUGCAUGCCAUCGCAUCUAAUUGCCCAGGACUGAAGGCCCUAAUUCUCUCCAAUGGAAGCUUUGUAACUCAUGAGGGAAUCAGCAUUUUUCUCCGCUGCUGCCAGCAACUGGAAGAACUUAGGCUGGAUGGUUUUCCCCUGUUGAAGGCAGGCUUUCUUGCAGAACUCGGCCCAAGCCUUAGAGUGAUCUCUGUGAGGAAUUGCCCCCUGAUGGAGCCACAGUUUCGGGAGUUCAGCCGGAAGCAUCCCACUCUUGUGGGCAACCGCUUUUCGCCGUUUCACCAAAGACUUGUGCAUUCGUGGCUUGCUGGGCCAUUGAACGUCUGAGUACAUGUGAUCACCUGUGUUCUUGGGAGUUCUCUGGUGUGUGUUGGUGGGUUUGUGUUCUCUGGGAUUUUAUUAUUUUUCCAACCUUUUGUCAUCCCUAACACAUGUGCUCAAACAUUGCUGUACCUCCUCUUACAUGGGUGCUAGAAGUGUGUCAAAAUCUGAGAGUCAAGAAAUAGAUCGAUAUCAGAAUA
This is a messenger RNA of Darwinula stevensoni, 3997 nucleotides long. The record is from the annotation of a GenBank genome assembly. NCBI's taxonomy places the organism in Eukaryota, Metazoa, Arthropoda, Ostracoda, Podocopida, Darwinulidae.